Polyodon spathula (Mississippi paddlefish) is the source of this 2722-nucleotide messenger RNA. RefSeq names its product arf-GAP domain and FG repeat-containing protein 1-like. The record is from RefSeq and is a predicted model, not a curated record. Gene Ontology annotation, molecular function: GTPase activator activity. The coding region runs from base 208 to 2052 and encodes 614 amino acids. NCBI's taxonomy places the organism in Eukaryota, Metazoa, Chordata, Actinopteri, Acipenseriformes, Polyodontidae. The transcript is spliced from 15 exons.
CUGUCUCCUUGUUCGUGGAAACUGGGGCUGUUGAGAAUUCCGACCUCUAAUUCCGGUUCUAGUCUUCAUUCAGCCGCCUUGCUCUGUCUCUGUGUCUGUCUGUGCGCCGCCGCCGCCGCCGCGUCAAGUCUUCGGCAACUGAAAACCCCCGUCCUUUCUGGUUUUCUUCAGCCUCCCAUCCCGAAUAUCCCAUUCCCAACCCCGGCCAUGGCGGCGAGUGCAAAACGAAAGCAGGAGGAGAAGCACCUGAAGAUGCUCCGGGAUAUGACGAGCCUGCCUCCCAAUAGAAAGUGCUUUGACUGCGACCAGCGCGGCCCGACCUACGCCAACAUGACUGUGGGCUCGUUCGUCUGCACGUCUUGCUCGGGCAUCCUACGAGGCCUAAAUCCACCCCACAGAGUGAAGUCUAUCUCCAUGACUACCUUCACACAGCAGGAAAUAGAGUUUUUGCAGAAACAUGGCAAUGAGCUAUGCAAGCAGAUUUGGUUGGGAUUGUAUGAUGACAGAUCUUCUAGUAUUCCUGACUUCAGAGAACCACAGAAAGUGAAAGAAUUCCUUCAAGAAAAAUAUGAAAAGAAACGAUGGUAUGUCCCUGCGGAACAAGCAAGGGUUGUUGCGUCGGUUCAUGCUUCAGUGUCGGGUUCCUCCGCCAGCAGCACAAGCAGCACCCCUGAAGUCAGACCGCUGAAGUCGCUUCUUGGAGAGACUGCACCAGCACUGCACUUAAAUAGAAGCACACCAAGCCAAUCUCCGGUGGUUAGUCGUGUACAAGCGCAGCAACAGCAUCAUUUCCAACAAGAUAAGAAGCAGUUUGAUCUUCUCAGUGAUCUGGGAGGUGAUAUCUUUGCAGCUCCUGCUCCAGUCCCAGCUCCAACCUCUCAGUCUACAGGCUUUGCAAACUUUGCAAAUUUCAACAGUCAUACAGCUCAGAAUAAUGCAAACGCAGACUUUGCAAACUUUGAUGCAUUUGGAAAUUCUAGUACAUCGGGUAAUUUUGGAGGUUUCCCCACAGCGAGUCAGCUACCGUUCCAGCCCCCGAAUACAGCGUUCAGAACGCUUUCAUCCAGCUGCAGUUUUGGUGAAUUUACUACAGCUUUCCCUCUUCAUGCUGCACACAGAAGCAGCUCUGGAUUACCUAAUGCCAAUUUUGCACAUUUUGACAACUUCCCCAAAUCCUCUAUUGCUCAUUUUGGAGCCUUCAGUUCCACCCAGAGUAAUGCAACAGAACCCCCCAAAGCUGCUGUAGACAAACAUAGCGCCCACAGUGGAGAUAAAUAUGCAGCUCUGGCUGACCUGGAUAACAUCUUUAGCUCUGAUAAACCUGAUCAAGGGGUGAGUGGACCGGUGAGCAGCACUGGUUCUGCUCCAUCUGUGACAGCUGUAUCCACUUCAAGUCAGCCUUCAUCGGUAGGAGGAGACAGAUAUGCUGCAUUGGCAGAGUUAGACAGUGUCUUUAGCACCCCAGCACCUACCAGUAAUGUCUAUAACGCACCCAGCAGUGUUAGCAGCAAUGUUUUCGGACCAGUAACUGGUGCAAGUCAAGCACAGACACAGGCAGUGAUACCCAGCAUCCCUGCAGGUUUUGGAGCCGCCACAUCAACAAAUCCUUUCAUGGCACCGAGUGCUGUUCCUCCAGCAUCUGCUCCAAACAAUCCGUUCCAGUCCAAUGGGAGAGCUACAGCGGCAGCAGCAGGCCUUUUAGGAGCACUGCACAGCCAAGCUUUUCAACAGGCUCACUUUGCUAGUUUUGGCACUGGCUCUUUGAGCAUGCCAGCAGGAUUCGGCGCAACAACUGCCUAUAAUCUUCCAACCAGCUUUAGUGGUACAUUUCAGCAGCCACCUUUCCCUGGCCAGGCAGCCUUCCCACAGCCACCAGCCUACCCACAGCAGCCCAAUGGUGCUGGGUUUGGAGCUUUUGGGCAAGCUAAGCCUGUUGUAACCCCGUUUGGCCAGGUGAUGGCAGCACCAGCAAUGCCUAGCAAUCCGUUCAUGGCUGGAGCUCUGCCAGGACAGUACCCAUCUGGAAGCUCUUCUACCAAUCCCUUCUUGUAGCCCCUUAAUUGUCAGCUGGGAAAUAGGAUCUGGUCACGUGGUAUCUUCUGAGCCUUGUGCACUGUUGUCUUGUUUCACAAACUUAGUUUUAAACUCACAAAAAAAAAAAAAACUCAAACUUUGUAAUUUUUAUUAAAAUGGGGGAAAAGAAGUAAUACGUGCAGAAGGCAGACAUGUUCUCCUUGAUAUCCUAUAUUUAAUCUGUGAACUGGCAAACAAACCACAUAGCCGUAUCAUGUAUGUUGAAACGGGCUAAUAAAUUAUUGCAAAUACCACAUCCAUUGUGCUGCAGUUCUGUACAUAAUUCUCUUAGGAAAUUUAGCUAUUUGUGCAUAUCAGUAUUUGUAUCUUUAACACAUGUAUGUUAUGUGAAAAUGUUACUUGGAGAAGUGAUGGGCUACUGCAGAGUGCUGUAUCUGUUUGAUUAAUAAUCUUUAUUAUAUUGAACAGUUGUGAUCAGUAGGUUUGCAAAGAAAGAGUGUUCAGUUCCCAUUUAAAAAUAAGUUUUUUUUUUUUUUUUUUUUUUUCUGUUACCCUAUGAAUUGUUUGGCUAGAUCUUGAAAUAUAUAUAAAUAAAAAAAUCAUGCUUCCAGGUGGUACAUAUAAUGUUAGAACAAAAGUAAAACUAAGACUACUUUUGUUGGGUGUUCCAAAAGAUAAAGUUAAUGUG